Messenger RNA from Papilio machaon (common yellow swallowtail), 1850 nucleotides. Its product is annotated as elongation of very long chain fatty acids protein 7-like. The record is from RefSeq and is a predicted model, not a curated record. Gene Ontology annotation, biological process: fatty acid elongation, polyunsaturated fatty acid; sphingolipid biosynthetic process; fatty acid elongation, monounsaturated fatty acid. The transcript is spliced from 8 exons. Gene Ontology annotation, molecular function: fatty acid elongase activity. NCBI's taxonomy places the organism in Eukaryota, Metazoa, Arthropoda, Insecta, Lepidoptera, Papilionidae. Bases 273 to 1391 code for a protein of 372 amino acids. Gene Ontology annotation, cellular component: endoplasmic reticulum membrane.
CAAUUCCGUUUAGGAGAGCGACUCGCGCGCACUUUCACGCAAAGCUCAGGUUUUCCCUUUCGUUCGUUGCAAAGAGAUGUGCCUUUGAUUAUGUCAACAAAAAUAUUUAUCGUAAAAUGACGCUACGCAUGGGAACUGAUUACCGGUGACGACUUGCAGCCAGCAAAUUGUGGCCGUGUUUUGGCAGACAGUGAUCGGAUUUAAGUGACGUGUGAGUGUCCAGUGAUUUUAAAACAAUAAAAGUGAAAAGUGGUACAAAAUAAACUAUCAAAAUGACGGGUUUCGUGAAAAUCGCCAUCGACGAUUACUAUUCGGACAACAAUUGGACAACCAUCAUAAACAAGUACUGGAUGUUGGCAGAGCGAGUGUCAGAUCCCAGAGUGCAAGGAUGGUUUCUAUUCGACACACCGCUACCGACGUUGGCCGUGGUGAUCGCCUACCUCGCCUUCGUGAUGGUGGCAGGCCCCCUCUGGAUGGCCAACAAGAAGCCCUUCAGGAUACAGAACGUUCUGGUGGCAUACAAUGCUGGACAAGUUUUAUUGUCACUCUACAUGUUUUAUGAGCAUUUAGCGUCCGGAUGGUGGGGCGACUACAGUCUCGCUUGCCAACCUGUAGACUACAGCGAGAGUGAUAAAGCCAGGCGGAUGCUACAUCUCUGCUGGGUGUACUACUUCUCUAAGCUAUCGGAGUUCGCAGACACGAUAUUUUUCGUGCUGCGAAAGAAGAAGAGUCAGAUCACGUGGCUGCAUCUCUACCACCACGCCCUCACUCCCUUCGAAGCCUGGUUACUUGUUAAAUUCAUCGCUGGCGGUCACGGAACCUUCUCGAACGUGGUGAACAAUCUAGUGCACGUGAUCAUGUACAGCUACUAUAUGAUGGCGGCGAUGGGUCCACAGUAUCACAAGUACCUCUGGUGGAAGAAGCAUCUCACAACACUACAACUCGUGCAAUUUUUCAUGGUGCUAUUCCAUUCAAUAAGCGCAUUGCUAUACGACUGUGGAUAUCCGAAGCUCAUCGCCUCCGGUCUGAUCCUACAUUCGACAAUCUUCAUAGUGUUGUUCACAAACUUCUACAUGCACGCAUACAAGAAGGAGAAGGUAAAGCCGCUUGUAGUCAACAAUAAUAACAAAGGAGAAGGAAUUACUGAAGAUACCAACACAAGUGAACAUGCUAACGGUCAUAUCAAAGUAAAUGGUCAUAUGUGUAAUAAAGUAAAUGGACACAUAUCAAAUGGUUACAUCAGUAACGGUACUCUGUCUAAUGGAAUAACCAAAGCCAGUUUACAUGAGUCACAUGAUGAUGUAUUGCUUUAUGAAACGAAUGGAAUAAGUAACGGUGUCAAUCGCCAUAUUGUAAACUACAAUGGCACAGAAAAAGAAAAGACGCAGUAGUUUAUUAUGUUUCUUGUAAAUAUAUAAGUUACAUUAAAGAGAAUUAAGUCACAAUUAUUGUCACAAUUUAUAUAACAAAGUGUAAUUAAUUUGGUGUAUUUUAAGCCAGAUGUAAGAGGCUGCUAAUUGUUAAUAAUAUUUCAUUUUACCAAACAGGAGAAGGCUAUCUUCCAAAUGAAUAGGAAAACGAUAAAUAAAUCGAUCCAUUCGACGAAAAAACUUACUUCAAUUUGAGAUAAUUCAAAAGAUGUAACUCUUUUCAUUCCAUGGAUCGAUAUUUCAGUAUUAAAAAACAACUGGUCAAUUAUUUAAAUUGUAAUUAAAUACAGACAUGAAGCGCUUUCAUUUUAGUGAAUAAUUAUAGUAGUUAGAAAGAAGAAAGCGCUUCGAUGAUGUUAUUCUAAUUACUGUUUGCCACCGACGCAACAGCGGUUAGGUUGCACGGCACAAACGAUACCA